AUGGUCGACAUCCUCCCCCUAAGCAGCUACCCCUCGUACAUCGACCUCCUCCCCUCCAUCCAAACCUGCAACAUCACCAACCUCCCCGAGAACUACUUCCUGAAGUACUACCUGUACCACGCGCUGACCUGGCCGCAACUGUCCUUCGUGGCGGUCGUGCGGCCCAAGAACGGGUACAGUAAGCAUGGCGGCAGCGACAGCUACCCCAAGGUCGUCGGCUACGUGCUGGCCAAGAUGGAGGAGGAGCCCACGGACGGGGUCGCGCACGGCCAUAUCACCUCGCUGAGCGUGAUGCGCACGCACCGCCGGCUGGGGAUCGCGGAGCGGUUGAUGCGGAUGAGUCAAAGAGCAAUGGCCGAGUCCCACCGCGCGCAAUACGUCUCGCUGCACGUGCGCGUCUCCAACACCGCCGCCCUGCGCCUCUACCGCGACACCCUGGGCUUCCAGGUCGAUUCCGUCGAGAGCAAGUACUACGCCGACGGCGAGGACGCCUACGCCAUGCGCAUGGAUCUGUCGGAUAUGUGGGUCGACUGGGCCAAGAUCGAGCGCGAGGACCGCGAGCGCGCCGCCAAGGAGGAGAAGGACGGCGAUGAGGGCGAGCCCGUCGGCGAGCUGGGCAAGGCCGACGACGGCGACAAGAAGGAUCAGGAGAAGAUGGUGCGCGUCAAGGUCGGCCGCGGGUUGGGGGUCGGCGAUCUGGUCGAGAAGAAUGAGGCGGCGCAGGCGAGUAACUAG
This is a messenger RNA of Aspergillus aculeatus ATCC 16872, 735 nucleotides long. Its product is annotated as peptide alpha-N-acetyltransferase complex A subunit ARD1. The transcript has 2 exons. NCBI's taxonomy places the organism in Eukaryota, Fungi, Ascomycota, Eurotiomycetes, Eurotiales, Aspergillaceae. The record is from RefSeq and is a predicted model, not a curated record. Gene Ontology annotation, cellular component: NatA complex. Gene Ontology annotation, biological process: N-terminal peptidyl-glutamic acid acetylation. Bases 1 to 735 code for a protein of 244 amino acids. Gene Ontology annotation, molecular function: protein-N-terminal-glutamate acetyltransferase activity; protein N-terminal-serine acetyltransferase activity.